Messenger RNA from Malassezia pachydermatis, 2352 nucleotides. Its product is annotated as major facilitator superfamily mfs-1. The coding region runs from base 1 to 2352 and encodes 783 amino acids. The transcript has a single exon. Lineage: Eukaryota; Fungi; Basidiomycota; Malasseziomycetes; Malasseziales; Malasseziaceae. Gene Ontology annotation, molecular function: transmembrane transporter activity. Gene Ontology annotation, cellular component: brush border membrane. Gene Ontology annotation, biological process: transmembrane transport. The record is from RefSeq and is a predicted model, not a curated record.
AUGCCGGGAACGGCAGAACAUGCAUCGUCAGCCCCAGGCAUGGACGAAGUGGCAAGCAUUGCCUCGCGCAAGUCGCGUCCUAAGCUGCGCGAGGGUGGCUGGCCGUCCCGGUCCAAGUCGCCGUUCGUAGGCGACGAGGCCAUUGGCGUGCAAGAGCCGCCACUUGAUCACGUACCUAUGUCCUUCAAGCGGCGCCUUCGUGAUCCAUCUGCCGGCCUGUCCAGUGUACGUAGCUGGAUCAGCGAUGCGUCGUUCCGUCCUACGCCGGCCUUGCCAGGCCGGUAUCGUAUGAGUGGCGUCCCUGACGGCUGGGAGCAUCCCGCUCGGUAUGUCAAUGCGAGCCACAUGACAGUACCGUCCAUCUUUCCUACACGACAGGCCCCGCCUACCUCGAAUCCGCUGCCGAUGCUCCCUUACACAGUGCUCUGCCUGCUUAUCUUUGGCGAGUUUUGCUCGGCAGGUGUGGCUGGCCCCUUUUUGUUUUUUAUGCUGGACGACUUCCAGCUGGGUGAUGAAAGUACGGUGGGCUUCUGGGCCGGCAUUGUAGCCUCGAUCUUCUUCUUUUCUCAGUUCCUGACAUCGUUGCUAUGGUCCUCAGCCGCAGACAAGUACGGACGCCGACUGGUUCUGCAAGUGUCUUUGAUCGGCAACACCCUGUCCCUGCUUGCGUUUGGCAUGGCGACCAAUCUCCCGAUGGUGCUUUUCUUCCGAUUCGCACAAGGCUUGUUUAAUGGCGCUGUGGGUGUAGCCAAAGGCGCCAUUCGCGACCUGACCGAUGAGACCAACGAAGCCCGAGCGUAUGCGCAGAUGGGCUUUUGGUGGGGUAUGGGAGGUAUUAUCGGCCCGAUCAUUGGCGGUGUGAUGGAGCAUCCUGUGACCAAGUUUCCUUGGCUGUUUGGUCAGUCUGCGUGGCUCACGCAGUACCCGUACUUCCUGCCCUGUGCCAUGGCGGCGAUGAGCACGGCGACAGGCGCUGUCUUGAGCCUGUUUCUCGAGCCACAUGCAGGCGCACGAUCCGGUGCGAUCCGGCUUGACAAUGAGGAUGCAUCUACACCAGACUACGAGGAGGACGGGGAAGAGCACAGUGCGCUGUUUGGACGUAGCGAUUGGUCGAUGUCCAGUUCGCUACGCAGUCGUGGACGACGUCGUACGAUAGACCCAUUGCGCUGGUCGCACUUGUCUAUCGCGCAUCGUUUGUCGACGCCAGGCUCAGCCUAUGGCUACCACUCCGAUCUGGGAAGUACAUCGCGCGUGGGCAGUGUGGGACCACACAGUGAGAUGGCAGGCUCGGCUGAUGGUACGACGGACAUAGAUGCGGCGCGUCUCUCGUUGGUCGAGCGAUUUGUGCUGGCAAACGACGAUGCAGUGUUGGGUAUUACAGAUCUCUGGGUCGCAGCCGCGUCAAAUGCAGAGGAUGUCACGGAAGAGGACACGUCGGCGAUUGAAGAAGUGGACGAGGAAGACGAGGAGAGCCAGAGCUCCGUGCCGGAGGACAGUGAAGCGCCGCCGUUGUUUGCCUCCACAACAUCAGAGAGCACCAUGUCGCGGGCGCCCUCGAGUUUGUAUGUGCCGCCGAUGCACUAUGCACGCCAGAAAAUGCAGCGGAUGCGCAGCGCUGCGUCGUUGACAGAUUCCACAGAGGAGCUUUCGUCACGCCAAGAGCUGUCGGCAGACGAAGGGGCAGCGCCUGUCGCCAUGGUCUCCCCGCUGCGUCUCGUUCCCUUGGCCAUCAUUGGGCACUAUGGCCUGCUGGCUCUGCACUCUGCGCUUUUUGACCAAGUGUUCAUGGCGUUCCUGGUAACGCCUGUGCCGAGUGGGGGGCUGGGACUGACGGCGGGGCACUUUGCAACGCUCAUUGCCAUUAUGACUGUGUGUCAAUUGGUAUUCCAGUUCCAUGUAUACCCUAAUCUAGGACCCCCGAAUGGCAAGCUGACGCAUCUGGAAGUCAUGCGGUGGGGCAUGCUCCUGUACUUGCCGUGCUAUUUGCUCUUCCCCUUCCUGCGAACAUUUUUGCAUCCAAGUACGAAUGUAUUUGUGAUGCUGGCGAUGAUUCUAUGUGCCGCGCUACGUUGGUUGGCCAAUAUCCUUUCGUUCACAGCCGUCAUGGUCCUAUUGAAUGCAUGGACACCGAUCCAUCUCGUGCCGCUGGCCAAUGGACUAGCCCAAACUAUGAGCAGCUUUACACGAUGCAUGGGCCCGAUUCUCGGCGGUAUCGUGUGGGCGCAGAGCAUCCAAGGUGGACCAACGGCGCAUGCGUGGCCACUGAACUACCACUUGGGCUUUAUCGUGGCGGCGGCGAUUGCGUUGGUCGGUGCGCUGCAUGCGCGGUGGAUGCGGGAGAUCACGCUCUAG